GGGGGGAGAGAGAGAGAGAGAGAGAGAGAGAGAGAGAGAGAGAAUGGCUUGGAGGAGCAGUAGAUGCAAAUGGGUCACCAUCCUCAUGCUUACGCUCGCUGCAGCAGCUGUCGGCAAAGACGGCGGAGCUCCGGCGGUCGAGGACGGACUAGUCGUGAACGGCGAUUUCGAAACGACGCCGUCCACUGGCUUCCCGGACGACGACGGGGUCGUCGAUGGUCCGAAUGGAAUCCCGAGCUGGAGGUCCAACGGCACGGUCGAGCUCGUCCGGUCCGGUCAAAAACAAGGCGGGAUGAUCUUAAUCGUGCCGCAGGGCCGCCACGCCGUCCGGCUCGGCAACGACGCCGAGAUCAGCCAGGACCUUACGGUCGAGAAGGGCUCGGUCUAUUCCGUCACGUUCAGCGCCGCCCGGACGUGUGCCCAGCUGGAGUCGCUGAACGUGUCGGUGUCCGGAGACGCGGAUGCGGACGCGGUGACCGCAUCGCAGAACAUAGACCUGCAAACGCUGUACAGCGUUGAGGGGUGGGACCCUUACGCGUUUGCGUUUGAGGCCCAGGAGGAGAAAGUGCGUUUGGCGUUUAGGAACCCGGGAAUGGAGGACGACCCCACUUGUGGGCCCAUCAUCGACGACAUCGCUGUCAAGAAACUCUUCACUCCUGAUAAGCCCAAAGAAAACGCAGUGAUAAAUGGAGAUUUUGAAGAAGGUCCAUGGAUGUUCAGGAACACGACUCUAGGCGUUCUUCUCCCGACAAACCUCGACGAAGAAACCUCGUCCCUCCCCGGCUGGACUGUCGAGUCUAACCGGGCGGUCCGGUUCAUCGACUCUGACCACUUCUCGGUCCCACAAGGCAAGCGAGCCAUCGAGCUUCUCUCGGGCAAAGAAGGCAUAAUCUCUCAGAUGGUCGAGACCAAACCGAACCAACCCUACACUCUCUCCUUCUCUCUCGGCCAUGCAGGCGACAAGUGCAAGGAACCCUUGGCCGUGAUGGCUUUCGCCGGGGAUCAAGCUCAGAACGUUCAUUACAUGGCUCAGUCCAACUCGAGCUUCCAGAGGGCGGAUUUGAAUUUCACGUCUAAGGCCGACAGGACGAGGAUCGCGUUCUACAGCGUUUAUUACAACACCAGGACCGAUGAUAUGAGCUCCUUGUGUGGGCCCGUGGUUGACGAUGUUAGGGUUUGGUUUUCGGGGACUACAAGAUUUGGGGUUUCGAGAGUCGGGUUCUUGGUUUUGGCACUUCUCGGGUUGGUUUUGGUGUAGGGUUUAGAGUUUAGGUUUAAUGUGUGUACCGUGUGGCCCAAGAAAGGUUUCGGCCGGCCGGGAAAUCUCCGGGGUUAUGUUGUUGUAUCGUAUGUCUAUGUAUCGGUUGAAAGCUUUUACUAUAAAUGAUAAAAGCAUUACGUCUUUUA
This is a messenger RNA of Tarenaya hassleriana, 1407 nucleotides long. RefSeq lists its product as uncharacterized. The record is from RefSeq and is a predicted model, not a curated record. NCBI's taxonomy places the organism in Eukaryota, Viridiplantae, Streptophyta, Magnoliopsida, Brassicales, Cleomaceae. The coding region runs from base 44 to 1258 and encodes 404 amino acids. Gene Ontology annotation, cellular component: plasma membrane. The transcript is spliced from 3 exons.